AAGAUACCCAAGAGGUCCCGUUGUGCCCGCUGUGCGUCAUCUGUGCCUGAUUAGACUUGCGGUGUGACGUCGCCGAGCCCCGUUCAAAGCUAAACACCUCACACAACGUUGAGAUUGCCAGUUGAUAUUCAAAACAAGGCAGGAAACGAAAUGACGAAAGCCUCCCGCUCGCAAAGCGUUUUAAGACGCGGAUCAACAAGUUGCCUCCAGUGCGCAAAUUCCAAUUUGAGCGGGAUUCGAGCAUAAUCCGCGACGCAGAUGAUCGGCGUAUCAAUUGAAAUAUUUCUCAUCUGCCGGGAGAAAUACGCUCCAGAGUGUCCCUGGAGACACAUUUUGUCCGAUAGCGGCGGGUACCAGGAGCCUGUACCGGGCUCCAUGCCUCGCUGCGCCUCCAGGUGCUCGGCCGGCCGCCACAUGGUAACUUUGCGCACCCGGCACGCCGAAAAGAGGACACACAGAGAAGGGAUCUGAAUGAAUGGGACUGAGAUUUAUUCGUAUUUCUCCCUUCGCCUCCCCCAGACUGUUGUUUGUGUUGUAUAUCCAGCCGGUUGAAGGUGUCUCACCUUAUCGGCAGAUAUCGAUUCAUCGGUGGAUAUCAAAUCAACCCGAAUAGGGAGCCGCAAAUGUCGAGGAAACGGAAAAGUCCUGACGACCGGGACUUUGAGGAACCUCCACCCGCAGGAUGCAGCGACGAAGGCUUGACGGAUGAGAAAGUGAAGGCCUACCUCUCGCUUCACCCGCAGAUGCUGGAUGACUUUGUGUUGGAGAGUGUGAGCGCAGAGACGUUGGACAGAUGGCUGAAGAAGAAGACCAGCAGCAGGCCUGCAGAUGACACAUCAACUAAAGAAGUCACCAGGCAGUACCAGGACACAAAUGUGCAGGGUGUGGUGUAUGAACUCAACAGCUACAUGGAGCAGCGGCUGGACACAGGAGGAGACAACAAACUUCUGCUCUAUGAGUUGUGCAGCAUCAUCAAGACAGCAACAAAAGCUGAUGGAUUUGCACUUUACUUCUUGGGAGAAUGCAACAAUAGUUUAUGUUUGUUCAAUCCAACGGGGGCCAAGGAUGGCCCUCCAAGCCUCAUCCCCUCUGGCCCCAUCGCAUUUGGGACAACCGUUGCCGCUCAUGUUGCCAAGACUCACAAAACACUGCUAGUAGAGGACAUCAUGGGGGACGAGCGCUUCCCCGACGGCACAGGGCAAGACUCAGGGAUCCAUGUUCACUCUGUCCUGUGCCUCCCCAUCAUCACCGCCAUCGGGGACCUCAUUGCCAUUCUGGAACUGCAUCGGCAGUGGGGCAAAGAGCCCUUCAAUCUCAGCCACCAGGAGGUUGCAACAGCUAAUUUAGCGUGGGCAUCAGUUGCCAUUCAUCAAGUGCAGGUGUGCAGAGGCCUCGCCAAACAGACGGAGCUUAAUGACUUCCUACUAGAUGUGUCAAAAACAUACUUUGAUAACAUUGUGGCAAUAGAUUCUCUACUUGAACAUAUUAUGAUAUAUGCAAAAAACCUGGUGAAUGCGGACAGGUGUGCACUCUUCCAGGUAGAUCACAAUAACAAAGAACUGUACUCUGACCUGUUCGAUAUUGGAGAAGAGAAAGAAGGCAAACCUGUCUUUAGGAAAACCAAAGAAAUUAGGUUUUCUAUUGAGAAGGGAAUUGCUGGCCAAGUGGCUCAGACAGGGGAAGUCUUAAAUAUCCCGGAUGCCUAUGCAGACCCCCGGUUCAACCGAGAGGUGGACCUCAAAACCGGCUACACCACGCGUAACAUCCUGUGCAUGCCCAUCGUGAGCAGGGGGACCGUCAUAGGUGUGGUGCAGAUGGUGAACAAGCUGAGCGGAAGUGCCUUCACCAAAACAGAUGAGAACAACUUUAAGAUGUUUGCUGUCUUUUGUGCUUUGGCCUUACACUGUGCAAAUAUGUACCACAGGAUCCGGCACUCUGAAUGCAUUUACAGAGUGACGAUGGAAAAGCUGUCCUAUCACAGCAUCUGCACAUCCGAAGAAUGGAAGACCCUCACCCAGCUCAACCUCCCCACACCCAUUUAUAAAGAGAUCGAAAUGUUCCACUUUGACAUUAGUCCCUUUGAGGAGAUCUGGCCAGCUGUGUUUAUCUACAUGGUUCACAACUCCUGUGGAAAGACCAGCUUUGAGCUGGAGAAGCUGUGUCGGUUCACCAUGUCUGUACGGAAGAACUACCGGCGUGUUCCCUACCACAACUGGAAGCAUGCGGUGACAGUGGCACACUGUAUGUUCGCCAUCCUUCAGAAAACCUCUGGGAUGUUCACAGAGCUAGAGAAGAAGGGUCUGCUGAUUGCCUGCCUGUGCCAUGAUCUGGACCAUCGGGGGUACAGCAACUCGUACCUGCAAAAGUUUGACCAUCCGCUGGCUGCUCUGUAUUCCAGCUCCACCAUGGAGCAACACCACUUCUCUCAGACUGUCUCCAUCCUACAGCUGGAAGGGCACAAUAUUUUCUCCAACCUGAAUUCCAGCGAGUACGAGCAGGUGCUGGAGAUCAUCCGGAAGGCCAUCAUUGCCACGGACCUGGCCCUGUACUUCAACAACCACCAGCAGCUGUCGGAGCUGGUGUCUGCGAGUGCACUGGACUUGAGCAACCACUCGCACAGGGACCGCGUGAUUGGUCUACUGAUGACAGCAUGUGACCUGUGUUCUGUUACCAAGCAAUGGCAUAUCACACGACUCACAGCCAACGACAUCUACUCUGAGUUCUGGGCUGAGGGCGAUGAGAUGAAGAAGAUUGGGUUGCAGCCUAUCCCUAUGAUGGACAGAGAUAAGAAGGACGAGGUUCCACAAGGCCAAGUGGGAUUCUACAAUGCUGUGGCAGUUCCAUGUUACACAACGCUAGCAAAGCUUUUCCCUCCAUCUAGUCCUCUUUUAAAUGCCUGCAAGGAAAACCUGGGCCAGUGGGAGAAGAUAUCGCGAGGAGAGGUGCAGGACGUAGUUCCCAACCGGCCCAGUGAUUCUGGACCUGUCAAGGUCGACAACUGACUACCAAAAGGGCCGCUGGCCCACCAAAGGAUUACAACUAGACUCCUGCCACGGACCUGGUACUUCGUAGGGGAGGGGGGAGGGGGGGGGGGGGGGGCACAUCCUGCAUUAGCAGGAGACGGAUGAGCUAAAGGCAACUUGACUUUGUAAACACACAGUUACCUCACUGGGUGACGGAGGGUGUCGACGCCGGCGGUUUCACGGAUCCCAGGGACUGACAGACGGCCGAUGUGGAGGGACUCCAACCCGUCGCUCCACAUCCCCUCAGCUUGGGGGCUAAUUUGGAUAGAAUGGACAUGUGCUGUUAUGGUUUCAUUUUUUGGCAGUUUUAUGUUUUUUUUGUUUUUUUUUACAUGAGCUGAUUCUUUAACGGUCUUGUAUUUGCAGAGGCCUUACUCUGAACCUUUCACAGGCUAGAAAUACGUGAAAUCUGGUUGUUGGUUCAGGCUUUUCUUGAAACGGUACUGUUUGCCUUCUGUGGUAGGUUUAUCGUACGCACACUACUUCACCAAGGUAUUUCCAGAGACAGAAGGAAUGUGUAGAGCAGAUGUAUGGUUUAACGCCACCUUACUGAGACGGUGGAUGCAGGAAUGUUUUUUUGAGCAAAAAUCCUUUGCAGUACUUGAAUAAAAACAUACAGCCUAUGUUGAGAAAUCCCUUCGCAGCAUAAUCUUCAAAACCUGAAUGAACUGUGGCAGGAGGAUUUAGAUAAUGUCAACACUUGUGAGCACAGUCACAAGAGAGUCACGAUGUUUCUCCCAGAAGUGGAGCCCACAGCACUGCCCACGGCCCCCCGUGGCAUUUAGGAACCUGCCGCAUAAUGCAUCCACUAUUUUAUGAACAACAGAACCUGAGCCCAGGUGAGCAGAACUAUUUUGUGUGGGAAAGAAGGAAGAAGAUGCAUGAAUAGCAUCCGUUAUAGUAUAGUUGUGUGCAGGUUUAUAUAUAAGCCUGUUGGAUUUUUAUUGUCGUAACAUUUUUUCAAACCACUAUCACAUCUUUAAUUAUUUCACGCAGCAAUCUUGUUUCUCCUCAUUAAUCAUUUCUACAGCCAUGAAUAAAACACAAGUAAUAUGAGGAUACUGCACAAGAGUCCUUGCAGAAUAUUUAAAUGUUUGCAGUGGCACAACAAACUUUUUCAUGUUAAGUUCUUUAUUUAAUGACUACACAGCACCCUGAUUCAUUAAACACGGUUUGCGGUAUUGAGGUAUACAUCAAACACAUGGUGACGGGUGGAAGAAAAUGUGAGGUAGCCAUAGGUGUCCUUGCAGGUUCAAAGCCGUAGUGUGAAACAUUUAUGACACUCUUUUGCUGACUGUCGGGCACAGCAGCUCAGAGAUAGUCAGCUUCAUAUCUUCACAUAACGUCAAACCUGUUAAAUUAAAGUGCACCAUAUGUUUAUCUCAGGGGUUGCAACUUCAGAAGGAUUGGUUGACUUUCUGCAAUUGUGUAAAAGAUCCCUUCAUUUCUGUGAUCUGUUGAAGGAAAUAAAUCCUCCUUUACGCUUCCUCUGCAGCGCCAUGCAAGGGGAUCUUGGGAACUCUUUUAAAUUAAUUUCCAAGAUCUUCCAAAAGACCAUUUUUUCAUCUGAAGCUGUCAUUCCAGUGGACAUUGUCCCUCCAAUACUGAAAUUACCGCUCAAAUAAUUCGUUUUACGACUGGUACUGUGGCUCCUAAAUGGUGUGAAUGUGGAUCUUGAGGAAGGUUUUGUUAAUUGCCAAAACAUGGCAUGUGGGUCAGUGCGCCAUCAGUUUUCAUGAUGUGCUCUGUCUUAGUUUUCAGAAUUACUUCCAGUAAGCUUCAACCAAGAGCAACAAAUAGCAUGCGCCUCUACUGAACUUUAUAUAUCAUUUUGCAGAAAACAUUAAUAGGGGUAUAUUGUGUGCAAUCUAGGAAUUAGUUGGUACUGACUAAGAUGUGUGCUCUGAUGGCGCUAAACUGAACAGCAGUUGUCUACUUUCAGACUGUGUGUGUCUGUGUGUGUGUGUGUGUGUGUGUGCGUGUGUGUGUGUGUGCGUGCGAGAGAUUGAGAGCUUUUGACUGUCUCUUUGCCCACCUGAGAACAUGGAUAAGUCCAUAACACUGCACUGUCCCUUCAAUUUUUCAGCACCAGUUAUAUUUCAUUGUCUGCACUAUGUUAAGCUUAUUAUUAUUAUUAUUGAUGAUUAUUAUUGCAAUUAUUACUGAUGUUAUUUUCUUAAUUAGAGUUAAAUUUAAAUUAACUUAUAUUUUUUAUACAAAGAAAAAUAUUGUUGGCCUUUUUGUUUUGUACAAAUUAAAAAUAGAGAUAAGCAAAAUGGUCUAGACAUGUUACUGUUACCCAGAAUAAUUGCAGAACGUCUCAAUUGUAAAUGUAAGAGCAGUAGCCCAAAUGACUUUUAUUAAAUACCUGGAAAAUA
This is a messenger RNA of Pungitius pungitius (ninespine stickleback), 5401 nucleotides long. RefSeq names its product phosphodiesterase 10A (gene pde10a). The coding region runs from base 624 to 3002 and encodes 792 amino acids. The transcript is spliced from 22 exons. Gene Ontology annotation, biological process: signal transduction; negative regulation of receptor guanylyl cyclase signaling pathway. The record is from RefSeq and is a predicted model, not a curated record. Gene Ontology annotation, molecular function: protein binding; 3',5'-cGMP-stimulated cyclic-nucleotide phosphodiesterase activity. NCBI's taxonomy places the organism in Eukaryota, Metazoa, Chordata, Actinopteri, Perciformes, Gasterosteidae.